ACAAAACGUGUCCCUGCGAUGUGAGCCAUUAGCUGGGGGAACACAGCUCGCAGAGGACGUCAUACGUCUCGGAUCAGUGGCGGUGGCUGGAAGCUGACGCACCUUUGUGAAUAUGGGGAGGGCUGGUACCCGUCGACGUUACCAUGACGACGGCAUCUCAGAUGAGGAGAUUGACGGGAGGAGGAUGUUUGACCUGGAGGAAAAAGUCAACAGUCAGCGGUUCAGCUCUGACCGGGUCCUUCGCAUGGAGGGAAGAGACUUCACCUACGAGUUCAUCCAGAGAGGCGGGCUGACUGAGCCAAUCAUCUUUGAGAGGCCUGAUGGACUGGGCAUCAAGAUGCCCGAUCCUGACUUCAGUGUCAAUGAUGUCAAGAUAUUUGUUGGUAGUAGACGUAUGAUAGAUGUGAUGGACGUGAGCACUCAGAAGGGGACAGAGAUGUCCAUGGCCCAGUGGACACGCUACUCUGAGACCCCCCCGUCUCAGAGAGAGAAGCUCUAUAAUGUCAUCAGCCUGGAGUUCAGCCACACCAAGCUGGAGAACCUGGUCAAGAGACCUGCCACAGUGGAUCUAAUAGACUGGGUGGACAACAUGUGGCCUCGUCACCUGAAAGAGAGACAAAGAGACUCAACAAACUCCAUCAACGACAUGCAGUACCCCAAAGUACAGAAAUACUGUCUGAUGAGUGUCGAGGGCUGCUACACAGACUUCCACAUCGACUUCGGAGGGACCUCAGUGUGGUAUCACAUACUGAGAGGGAGCAAGGUAUUCUGGCUCAUCCCUCCCACCCCUCAGAACCUGGAGCUAUAUGAGAACUGGGUGCUGUCGGGGAAACAGGGAGAUGUUUUCCUGGGAGACCGAGCAUCUGACUGCCAGAGGAUUGAACUGAAGCAAGGCUGCACCUUCAUCAUACCCUCAGGAUGGAUUCAUGCCGUCUACACCCCUGUGGACUCCAUGGUGUUUGGAGGGAACUUUCUGCACAGCUUCAACAUCCCUAUGCAACUGAACAUCUGUAACAUAGAGGACCGAACGCGGGUCCCAGUGAAGUUUCGUUACCCCUUCUACUACGAGAUGUGUUGGUAUGUGUUGGAGCGUUAUGUCUUCAGCCUGACCAAGACCUCCUACCUCACACCAGAGUUUCAGAAACACUCACUGGGCAUCGGUCUAAAGAAGCCGUCCGGCUCAGAACUGGCCAGUGAGCAGGUGAAGGAGGAGGUGGAUGGUGGCAGUGCCGAUGAGGCUUCAGAGCAGCAGUCUGACGCAGUUCAUCUGACUCCUCUGGAGCUGGAGGGGCUGUUGAACUUGCUGGGUAAACUGGAGGCACUGCCCUCCAACAAGAAGUGUGUCCCAGCAGGGAUACACAAUGCCCCGGCACUUAUUACACACAUCAAGGCGCUAUUGAAAGAGCACGCCAGUGACAACACUAAAUUGUCCUACACAGGAAAACCCAUCGUUAAGUGGCCAAAGAGGCCCUCAUGGUACCAGCCUCCUCCUCCUCCACCUCCUCCUCCUCGCCCUAAACUGGCCUCCACGCCCAUCAUCCCCCGACCACAGAAACCAGCCUCCUCCAUGUCUGUGCUGAGGCGGCGCAGGGUCAGGUGUAAACGCUGUGAAGCCUGUAUGAGGCCAGAGUGUGGUGACUGUAACUUCUGCAGAGACAUGAAGAAGUUCGGAGGACCAGGGAAGCUCAAGCAGACCUGUGUCCUCCGACAGUGUCUGUCUCCGGGCCUCCCCCUGUCUGCAGUGUGUGAGAUCUGCAAAGAGCCCAAUCAGGAGGAAAGUGGAGACCCCUCCCUCACCCUGAUGGAGUGUUCCAACUGUGCACAGAUAGUCCAUCCUGCCUGCCUCACGGUUCAGGGUGAAGGAGUGGUGAAUAAAGACCUGCCCAGCUGUUGGGAGUGCCCAAAGUGUGUCCAAGGAAUCACUGACCCAGAGUCAUCAGGCAGCGAUGAAUCGUUGGCUGCCAGCCACCAGCAGCACCUCCGUCCCCAUGGGCCCCUUGUCCUCAGGCUGGGCCCUGGGCCCUCUGCUACCAUAGGGGGUCCUGUGGGCUCCCAGCAGGAUGGGGAAGUGGUUCGCUGUGGCUUCUUCCCUCCUCUUCCUUCCUGCUCCUCCUCCUCCUCAGCAUCACUUCUAUUGGUGGCGGCCCCUCUGCCUUCUCAGCCAAUCAGCUCGAGACUGCAGUUGAAAAGUGACAGAGGUGAUGGCCAUCCAGUGAAACGCAAAUCUUCCUCCCUCCUGGACGCUCGUAUGGCAAAGAUUUAUCGACGGCAGAGACACAGCCGUGAUGGAGAUGACUCUGCCAGUGAUGACGAUGAUGAAGCCUCUCAAAGAAGAAAGAUGGUUCUCCAUGCUCGAGGGGGGAGCCACUCAGCCAGGAGGGGGUUUGGUGCCAACAGGAGGGGUCUGUUGAGAGGAGGCUCAGCCCAGAGAGGAAGCAGAGGAGGGCUCAUGACUCCCGGCUCCUCCUCCAUCCUCAAGCUAAAGCGAGGGAUGGGCAUGAGGGAGAAUGGACGGAGGGGAAGGGGGGUGAGGCUGCGGGGAGGCUCCAGGAUGCAGCGAAGAGGAGACGAGUCAGAGGACUCUGAUGAUGACGACGAUGAUGAUGAAGAAGAAGAAGAAGAGGAGGAUGAAGAGGACAGCGAAGAUGAAGACAAAGAGCGACGCCAUCGUCAGCGUAGGAGGAGACGCAGGACUGACGACGAUGAAGAUGAAGAUGAGGACAGUGAGGGGCAGGAGUUUGACCCUGAAGAGGAGGAGAUGGACACACUGGAAGAUGAAGAGGAGGAAGAGGAUGAGGAGGUGGAAGAGGAAGGGCGCUGGGAUUCAGACCCAGAACCCCCGGUCCUCCUGGUUUCUGAUCUGAACGAUGACCUGCUGAGCGGCUCCUACCUGACUGUCACUCUACAGCGCCCCCACAAGGCCAAGAGGCAAUCUGGAUCCAUAGUUCCAAAGCUGGAAGCAGCCAUGGGUCCGAGUUCAGCUGCAGUGGCUGCUGGUGGUCAGCAGGGCUUCAUCCAGAGGAAGACGGCGCUGUCCAAACCUUCACGUCUCAAGAGCGCCGACACCACAGCCGACAGCGUUACCCCGAGAGGCCCUGGCAGGCCGCGUCUGCGCGGUAACCAUGGCGACAGAGGCACUAGAGAUCGCUCUGUGUCUUCUUCAGAGGAACAGGAAGCUGCUCCUCCUCUGGCUCCCUCCUCCCUGUCUCCUCCCUCCCUGCUGUCUCUGCCGUCCUUUAAGGACGUGGGUAAUGAGAGAGGAGGGGAGAAGGAGGUGUGGGUGUCUGUGUUCAGAUACCUGAGCAGAGCUGAGCUACUGGCCUGUAUGACUGUCUGUAAGGCCUGGUACAAGUGGAGCUGCGACAAGCGUCUGUGGAGCCACGUGGAUGUGAGUCGGUGCAGCCCGCUCAGUAACCAGGCCCUGGCAAGCAUCAUCAAACGCCAGCCCAUGUCUCUGGACCUGUCCUGGACCCCUCUGGCCAAGAGACAGCUCAACUGUCUGCUCACCAGGCUCCCAGGUCUGAGGGAGUUGAGGGUGACUGGUCUGUCCUGGUCCUGUCUGUCAGCGCUGGUCUCUCCAAGUCUACCCUACCUGCGGUUGCUGGACCUGCGCUGGUGUGAAGGCCUUAAAGACACCCAAAUUAAAGAGCUCAUCACACCGCCUGGUUCAGAGUUUUCCCGCAGCAGACUCAGGAACAUGGUGACGCUGCGUCUGUCAGGCCUGGACAUCAGCGAGUCCACUCUGAGGCUGCUGCAGCGCCACAUGCCUCAGCUGGAGAGGCUGGACCUGGCACACUGCAAGGACAUAACAGACUCGUCCAUUGCUCUGUUGGCAGUGGCCGGAACUCACACCCGCAACAACCUCACCGAGCUGACGCUGGCAGGCUGCAGUGAACUGACUGAUGGCUGUCUGUCCUACUUGAAGCGCCUCUCCUCGCUCACUCUGCUUGACCUCAGAGGCUGUAAGAGCGUCAGCAGACGAGCCUGUGACGCCUUCAUCUCCGACCUGUCCCACGUCGCCCUCUACUGCAUGAUGGAGGAGAAGCUCAUCCAGCGCCUGGAUUGAAAACAAACACUUUCACAUUGUUGGCUACAGGAGAGAUUUAUUUUUUUUAUCCUCUCAACUUUUUGUCUGUCUUGUCCUUCAUGACGUGAGGAGUGCUGUCCCUGCAGUCAGCUGACAGGAACAGGAACAUGAGCAGGUUUAACCUGUAAAUAAACAGCUCUCUGUUGUUGGAAGCUGAUGGAGACUCUCAGCUUCUCCCACCCUUUUUCCAAAUGUCACAACACUCCUUUAGAAGGUCUUGAAUCACUGACUCCAAUGCUUUCUGUGACUCAUCAAACGUUCACAUAUUUCAGGAAUCCUGAUGUUUGUCCCUCCCUCUCUACAGACUGACACAGGGUGGACAUGGCUUCAACCAAUGUCUGUUUACGAAACUGAACUCAACCAAAAUGUCAGUUUAUUAUAUUUUUUCUGUACAGUGAAUUUCAUGUAAAUGUGUGACUGGUGUUGUUCUCACCUUGUCAUCUUGGCCUAAUGUGCCCUCUCAUCCGCUACAUUAAAAAUCAAUCAGGUGUUCGACAUUGUACUUGAACAUUUUUUGUAAUGGUGUGAAAAAGUAAUAAAAUGUCAGUUGCUUAA
This is a messenger RNA of Seriola dumerili (greater amberjack), 4642 nucleotides long. RefSeq names its product lysine-specific demethylase 2A-like (gene kdm2aa). The record is from RefSeq and is a predicted model, not a curated record. NCBI's taxonomy places the organism in Eukaryota, Metazoa, Chordata, Actinopteri, Carangiformes, Carangidae. Gene Ontology annotation, biological process: protein demethylation; regulation of transcription by RNA polymerase II. The transcript has 26 exons. Gene Ontology annotation, molecular function: zinc ion binding; DNA binding; protein binding. Bases 113 to 4066 code for a protein of 1317 amino acids.